ACCAUGUCCCUCGUGCGUGCGCUCUUGCUGCUCUUGUGCGCCUCACGCCACAGCGUCAUGUGCUCUCCGGUCGGGAAGCAAUACCUUAUCCAGAAUCCCAAUCCCUACUUCCGGCUGGAAACUCAGGAGUCUGGGGGUGACUGCAUAUUCGAAAAGUCCAUAGAGGGCGAAUACACGUUCAUCUCGACGGGCAGCGAUAGCGUGUGUGCCCUCUACGUCUACACGGAGCCGGAGUUCCUUGUGGAGUUUCAAAUCCUGCGAUUCGACGUCAGCUGUACGAAAGGAGGCCUUCUAACGGUCUUCGAUGGUUGGGAGAAUUACGGGGAUUAUUUCCCAACUCAAGAGGAGCAUCCGAAACCGAUGGAUCAAAGAUUCGCGGAGUUCUGUGGCCCCAUCAAACCCUGGAAGCCCUUCACAACGUCGCAGAACGUCGGCGUAGUCAUGUUCAGAGUGCCCACCAGAGGAAACUACUUCUCCGUCUUGGUCACGUUCAGGAGGAACCCCAAACCUUGCAACGUGCUGCUGCAGCCGCUGUCCGAGAGCCCCGUGUACACCCUGCGCAACUACGGCCGGCGCGUCAACUGCAGCGCCGCAUUCAUCUUCCCCAUGAACUUCCGGAUACUGGCCACCAGCAUCGGGUCCCAGGGCUUCUCGGGCUCCACCAACAGCGAGCUCGAGACGGGACUCAUUACCAAAUGCAAGAAACGUGGAAUGCAAGACUACGCCCAGUUCCUGGGUGGAAACGGUAUCAGCACAGAAGGAAUGCUCAUCGUUGAAGAUAUCUGCGGUCUUGAUUCUACAGCAAGCAAGAAAGCCAUCCAGAUCCCGUGCGGCAGCACCGCCGUUCGCCUGGUGUCCAGCGGCCGAUACGAAGACUCGCUCACAUUCGGCUACGAGCCGAUCAUCGAGAUUGAGCGCCUGCGCUCCUGCGCCAAAACGGCCAUAUCCGUGUGACGACACUGACAAGGACGCCCGGGCAUCGGAACCUCCACUGACGACAGCGGCAGAGCCGUUUCAAACGAGAAUCCGCGCCAAGCUGCUGAGAAUGCAGCCACCUUCAUGUUCUUCGUCCCAUCCGAAACUCUUUCGCCGCUCCCCGUGUACAUACCUGUUUCGUCCUCUCA
Messenger RNA from Ixodes scapularis (black-legged tick), 1124 nucleotides. RefSeq names its product corticotropin-releasing factor-binding protein. The record is from RefSeq and is a predicted model, not a curated record. Gene Ontology annotation, molecular function: corticotropin-releasing hormone binding. Bases 4 to 954 code for a protein of 316 amino acids. Gene Ontology annotation, biological process: negative regulation of corticotropin secretion; hormone-mediated signaling pathway; negative regulation of corticotropin-releasing hormone receptor activity. The transcript has 9 exons. Lineage: Eukaryota; Metazoa; Arthropoda; Arachnida; Ixodida; Ixodidae.